Neospora caninum is the source of this 1047-nucleotide messenger RNA. RefSeq lists its product as hypothetical. The transcript has 9 exons. Bases 1 to 1047 code for a protein of 348 amino acids. Gene Ontology annotation, molecular function: protein serine/threonine phosphatase activity. The record is from RefSeq and is a predicted model, not a curated record. Lineage: Eukaryota; Apicomplexa; Conoidasida; Eucoccidiorida; Sarcocystidae. Gene Ontology annotation, biological process: mitotic cell cycle; peptidyl-serine dephosphorylation. Gene Ontology annotation, cellular component: cytosol.
AUGUCGAGAGCGACGCCUGGGGCUGUCGCCGCUCUCCCGCCGGCGGCAAGUGCGGCGCCUUCCUUGUUCGCCAUUCCCCCGGACCUUGCGCCUUCAGAUCUUCCUGACCACUACUUGGGUCAAGAAGAGUUGAUCCGCAUCGACAAACAAAUGGAUAGACUGUUCAAAUGUGAAAAACUCGAAGAGGAAGAAGUCCGCAAGCUCUGCUCCGUUUUAAAGGAAAUUCUCGUUCAAGAGGCGAACGUUCAGCCUGUCCGGACGCCGGUGACCGUCGUGGGCGAUAUUCACGGACAGUUCCAUGAUCUUCUCGAAAUCUUCAAAUGCGCCGGCACUUGCCCGUCCGUGAACUUCCUCUUCCUCGGAGACUACGUCGAUCGCGGCCUCAACUCCGUCGAGUCCGUCAGCCUGGUCUUUCUUUUAAAGGUCCGGUAUCGACACCGAGUUACGCUGAUUCGCGGAAACCACGAAAGUCGACAGAUCACUCAGGUGUACGGAUUCUAUGACGAAUGCCUGCGCAAAUACGGAAAUGCAAAUGUGUGGAGCUACUUCACUGAUGUCUUCGACUACCUCCCGUUGAGUGCUUUGAUCGAAGACCAGAUUUUCUGUCCGCAUGCUGGCCUGUCUCCCACGAUUGAGACUCUCGAUCACGUUCGUCUUCUUGAAAGGUUCCAAGAAGUCCCCCACGAAGGCCCAAUGUGUGAUCUCCUGUGGUCAGACCCUGAAGAGCAAAUGCCCGGCUGGGGCAUGUCGCCGCGAGGAGCUGGCUACACGUUCGGCCAAGACAUCUCGGAGAAGUUUAACCACGUCAACGGCUUGAAACUCAUCGCCCGAGCGCACCAACUGAUCAUGGAGGGAUUUCAGUGGUCACAAGCAAACAACGUGGUGACAAUCUUCUCGGCGCCCAAUUACUGCUACCGGUGUGGCAACCAGGCGGCUAUAAUGAAGAUUGACGAGCACAUGAACUACACCUUCAUCCAGUUCAACCCCUCGCUGCUUCAAGCCUCCGGCGCUGACGUGCAGAAACGCAUUCCAGAUUAUUUCCUGUGA